AAACCAAUCAGUGUUUGAGUAGUAUGAGGCCUUUUCUCGUUUGGGAAAAGUCCGUCCUCUCUCCUCCAUGACCCAGAAACCGAUCAGUGUUGAAUGGUCGAGGAGUGUGUCAAUUCGUUAUUAAUAUUGAGUUACCUGACCUUUUGUCGUCAGAACAGCCUCAAUUCAUCGGGACAUGGACUCGACAAGGUGUCGAAGGCGUUCCACAGGGUUGUUGACUCCAAUUGCUUCCCACACUUGUGUCAAGUUGGCUGACUGUUGUUGAGCGUGAAAACCCAGCAGUGUUUCAGUUCAUGACACUCUCAAACCAAGGCACUUAAAUAUUUUGUCUUGCCCAUUCACCCUCUGAAUGGGCACAUAGACAAUCCAUGUCUCCUCCACUUCAUCUAUACUGAUUUAAGUGGAGGUAGGGAUCAUAGCUUUCACCUGGUCAGUUUGUCAUGGAAAGAGCAGGUGUGCCUAAUGUUUUGUACACUCAGUGUAUGCGAUCAAAGACCGAGACGUCACAGUGGCCAUUUAAUAAGCGGAACUAUUUAUUGAGGAAUUGGCUAUUGAUGAUAUCUGCGUUUUCUGUGAAAAAGAAGGUGAGAAUCUGUCUCACUUGUUCUUUGAAUGUAAAUUUGUGUCCGAAUUUUGGGAAAACCUUGCAAAGUACUUAUUUACCAUUAUGAACACUGCCUAGAAUUUUAACAUAAAAUAUAUAAUAUGUUACUAUUGCGAUGAUAACAAAACCACUGAAAUGAUUGUUCAUUUUUUAAUGUUGCCAAAUACUUUAUACACAAACAAAAAUUCCAAAAUUCUAUACCAAAAUUACCAAUUUUUCUGAUUGAAUUUAAUUAUCUUAUUAAAACACUAACCCUAGUGAAUAACAAAAAGAAUAACAUCUUCAUGAAUCAUUAUAAUAAGAUAUUUUCAGAGUGAAUAUAAUUGCACUUAAAUUGUUUCUUUUUUGUAUUUUAUUUAUAUUUGUUGUAUGUUUGAGCAUUGUUAAUACCUGUGUUUGGUUUGCUAGACAUGUUUGAUGUAGCAAUGUAAGUUGAUUUUUGUAUUAUGAAUGAUAAAAAAUACAUUUUAAAAUACUUUUUUUUUAAACGGUUUAGUGAGGAAUCUUUCCUCUGUUUCUCCUUCCUUGCUGCCAUAGAAACGGGAAAGCCGAUCUGAUUAAUGCUAACGUAAACAAACAGGCGAGCUAACGUUAACCAGCUUGCUACCUCAGUGGCACAAAAAAAUUGCAUCACAGGAUAUCCUUGCAAUAUUAAUUGAGGAAUAUCAUAUUGGACAUGUCUUCUGUCUCACAGAUGAAAGAAAACUCUGAGACCAGUAAAUGGUUAGAUGCACACUACGAUCCAGUGGCCAAUCUCUAUACUUUUUCAUCUUGCAUUGCUCUUGCAGACCUGCAUGGGGAUGGUGAGAAUAAGUUGGUGGUGGGGGACCUGGGAACUGGUUCAUGCAACAUGAAGCUGAAGGUGUACCGUGGAACUGGCCUGAUGAGUGAGAACACGUUGCUCGAUCUGCCCACUGGCUUGGUUUCUUUCCUCAUGGACCAGCAUGAGCCACGCACGCCUGCCAUCGCUGUGGCUUCCGGCCCCUUCAUCUAUGUCUAUAAAAACCUGCGGCCCUAUUUCAAGUUCACUCUCCCUCCGUUAGAGGUCAAUGCCCUGGAACAGGACGUCUGGAACCAGGCAAGGGAGGACAUGAUUGACCCAUUGAGCUUGAAGGAAAUGUUGGAGGGCAUCCGAGACAAAGCUGAUGUUCCACUCUCCGUCAGAUCUUUGAGGUUCCUCAUGUUGGACCCACAAGACACGGAGGCUUUUGUGAACCUUCAUAAGGCGCAGCCAAUACGAAGACAGACUGUUAUUACAUGCAUCGGCACCCUGAAGAAGAACAUGGCUGAUGAGGAUGCAGUCAGCUGUCUGGUUAUUGGCACUGAGAGUAAAGAUGUCUAUAUCCUGGACCCUGAGGCCUUCACCAUCCUCUCGAAGAUGUCCGUCCCCAGUGCUCCCACUCAAAUGGAUGUGACUGGUCAGUUUGAUGUGGAGUUCCGGAUCACUGUGGCCUGCCGCAAUGGGAAUAUCUACAUCCUCCGCAGGGACUCCCCCAAGCCCAAGUACUGCAUUGAGCUGUCUUCUCACCCUGUGGGGCUGGUGAGGAUGGGGAAGAGUGUGGUGGUGGGAUGUGCCCAGGAGACCUUGCAGGGCUUCACACAGAAGGGGAAGAAGCUGUGGACAGCUUGCCUGCCAGCCCCUGUCACUACCAUGGGUGUGAUGGACCUCCCCACCAGGGGCUUCCAGGCUGUGUUAGUGGGCCUGGCUAACUGUGAGGUUCACCUCUACAGAGACAAAAACCUCAUCAGCACCAUCAAGACUCCGGAUGUAGUGACCAGCAUUUGUUUUGGGAGAUAUGGACGAGAAGACGGAACCCUUAUAAUGACCACCAAAGGAGGUGGUCUGAUAGUAAAGAUCCUGAAGAGGACAGCUGUGUUUGAUGACAGGGACUCUGCCCCAGGUCCCCCUCUGGCACAAAGCAUCCGCCUCAAUAUCCCCAAGAAGACCAAGCUGUACGUGGACCAAACCAUGAGGGAACGGGAGAAUGCUGUGGCAAUGCACAGGGCCUUCCAGAUGGACCUGAGUCGUCUGCGUCUGGCUGCAGCGAGGGCCUACGUUAAAGCCCUGGAGUCUAGCCUGACACCCAUGUCCUCCAGCCUGUCUGAGCCUCUCAAGAUGAACGCAGUGGUGCAGGGCCUGGGCCCGUCCUUCAAGCUAACUCUGAACAUCCAGAACACAGCAGCAUGCCGUCCUGUCAUGCACUUGGCCAUCAGCUUUCUGUAUGAUGAGAGCCUGUAUAGUAUGAGGACAGCCUUCUUUAAGAUCCCCCUACUGGUUCCUGGGCUCAACUAUCCUAUUGACACAUUUGUGGAGUGCCUGAGUGAUAAAGGAAUCUCUGACAUCAUUAAAGUGUUUGUGCUGCGAGAGGGCAAGAGUGCACCCCUGCUGACUGCCCAUAUCAACAUGCCCGUCAGUGAGGGACUGGCACUCAACUGAGAGAGGGAGAGCGAGCGAGCAGCAUCUUUAGGCCCUGGGCUGGCCUCUAUGCUCUCACCCUGUGCUUCUAGCCCCCUCUAGUGGCAGGGCUGACUCGAGGUGACUGGGACGUUAACAGGAUCAGCUUGUGUUGGCCCCAGAGGUGGUUAAAAGCCAUGUGUAGCAUACGUACGGUAGGACAGGAAGUCGGGCAAUUUGUCCUUAGAGAGAACUCCAUAGAGAGAAAUGGGUUUAUGAUUGUAUCACAGGAUUUAAAAUCCAAACGUAAGUGAAAUGGUAAGCUGUGUGUUGGUGGAUAGAGAUGUCAGGACAAUUAUCGUAGUUAUGAAUACAAGUGUAUAAAGUCAUUAUAUAUAAUCAGAAUUAUUUAUUGCUCUUUAAAGUUUGUUAAAUAAUUGCCGGGAAAAAAACAGAUGUGCUGCUAAUUUUUUAAUGUUCAGAUUAUGACAGAUGUUCAGAUCAUUCAUUGCACUUUAUUUUCAAAAAUGAAAGAUAACAAAAAUCCAUAUAUUCCUGAGAAGUGCAGCAGUAUCCAGAAAGUUGGCUUUUCAAACAAAUGUAUUUAAUAAAACCUUUAAAUUGAUUUUAUUUUUACUCCACAUUUCAAGGCGCUUUUGUUAUUGAGGUUAGAAUCUGUUUUUUUAUUCUCUUCAAACUAAGGCUUUACAUUAUUGACUUGUGUCAGAAUAUAAAUCCAACAGCUUGUUUCAAAAAUAAAAAAUCACUGAUCACUGUU
Oncorhynchus masou masou (cherry salmon) is the source of this 3777-nucleotide messenger RNA. RefSeq names its product Bardet-Biedl syndrome 1 (gene bbs1). Gene Ontology annotation, molecular function: smoothened binding; patched binding. Gene Ontology annotation, biological process: protein localization to cilium; non-motile cilium assembly. Gene Ontology annotation, cellular component: axoneme; BBSome; centrosome. The coding region runs from base 1281 to 3041 and encodes 586 amino acids. The transcript has 17 exons. The record is from RefSeq and is a predicted model, not a curated record. Lineage: Eukaryota; Metazoa; Chordata; Actinopteri; Salmoniformes; Salmonidae.